AUGAGGGAGGCAGGUGCAGGCAAGUUCUACCUGGACGGGGAAGAGCCAGGGCGAAGGCUCAGAGGCCCCAACAAGGGGGCUCACAGCUCUCCGCAAAGACGCCCGGAGACUGGACAACUGGCAAAAGUGGGUGGCGCGGGGUGUGAAGCCCCGAGCACAGCCCUGUCCAGCCCUCCCGCCCUCCCACUGACCACCAACCCUGGUCCUCCGCGCACGCUCACCUUCUGGUCCGGGGACGCGCGCACGGCCGCUCCGGACACUCGGACACUGCGCAGCUUAGAUCGCAGCGGGCGGCAAUGGCGGGGAGGUGGCCGCGGCGGCUCGCGGAGGACAGGAAGUCCCCGGACACCGUCUGUCUCCACGUUUAUGGUGACUGAUGAGCGACUGGCCUUAGGUUCCGAGUCCGAGGCUGCCGCGCUCGCGAUCCGAUCGUGUCUGGCGUGUCCUGGAGCCUCCGAGGCCCCUUCCCGCCGCAGCGGCCGCAGCUGCCAAGAACGGCUGUGCCUUGAAGACGUGGUCAUCCUCUUGAGCCAGGAAGAGUGGACGUUGCUGGAGGCUGAUGAGAAGAAACUCUACAUGAAUGUGAUGCUGGAAACGUUGACACACCUGGACUCCGUAGGUAUUCUGAACUUCAGUCCCAAAGCAACGCUUUCCACCGACUAUACAGUGAUUCGGUGGUUGCAGAACUUCCGCUGUUGGCUGUCCGUGUUAAGAGAACGCUCCGUAUUGUGUGGCCUUCAGGAGCUGCAUGGAAACUACAAGAACCAUUUGAGACAUCACCCAGUAGUAGAUAAUGUCCGAGAAGAGGCAGAGGUCGAUUGCCCUGGCAGAGCACUCGUGUCGAUGGCAGGUCUUCCCAUGCAGCAAAGGACUACGGACAAGGAGAUUGUCCCUGGGCAGAAGAGGACAGACACCAGGGAGAAACCUUCUGCACACAAGGAAUGGAAGAAAUCCUUUCCUGAUGGUUUCACAAAACGCAGUGCCCCCAGCAGAAUUCAUACAGCAGAGAAACCUGAGAAUGAUUCCCUCACUCAACCUAGAGUAGUUGACACAGAGGAGACACUUUAUGAGACUGAGGAACGUGGGAAUACCAUUCCUGCCAGUCAUACCAUUCCUAAACCCAGGCAAGUCCACCGUGGAGAGAGGCUUUACGAAUGUGACGAGUGCGGGAAAACCUUCCGUCAGAAAGGCAACCUCACCAGCCAUAAGAGAAUUCACACGGGAGAGAGGCCCUUUCAGUGCAAGGAAUGUGGAAAAACCUUUCGUGAGAUUGGCAAGCUCACGCGACACGCCAGAAUCCACACGGGAGACAGACCCCACGAAUGUGGGCAGUGCGGGAAGACGUUCCCUCGCCUGGCUGACCUCACCGUCCACACCCGCAUCCACACGGGAGACAGACCUUACAAAUGUCAGCAAUGUGGGAAAUCUUUCCGUGAUAACAGCACCCUCACCGCACAUAAAAGGAUUCACACGGGAGAGAGACCGUACGUAUGCGAGGCGUGUGGGAAGACUUUUCUGAAACUGGGAAAGCUCACGAGGCAUGCCAGAGUUCACACAGGAGCUACGCACACAGGAACGGAAUCGGGGGAAGGCAUUCCGCAGCCGGCUUCUCCCGCAGCACCGGGAGGCAGGUCUUACGAAUGUCAGGAAUGUGGCAAGAGCUUUCGUCACAACAGUACGCUCAUCGCCCACAAAAGAAUUCACACCGGAGAGAGACCCUACCAGUGCAAGGAAUGUGGGAAAACCUUUCGGGAAACUGGCAAGCUCACCAGGCACGAGAGAAUUCACACAAGAGACAGAUCACACGUGUGCGAGCACUGCGGGAAGACCUUUCUUCGCCUCGCCCAGCUGACCGUCCACACGAGGCUUCACACGGGAGACAGACCUUUCGUGUGUCAGGAAUGUGGAAAAUCCUUCCGUGACAACAGUACCCUCACGUCCCAUAAAAGAAUUCACACAGGAGAGAGACCUUACGAAUGUCAGGAGUGUGGGAAAAACUUUCGUGAGACGGGGAAGCUCAUCAGACACACCAGAAUUCACACAAGAAGCAGAACUUAG
Molecule: messenger RNA, 2058 nt
Organism: Elephantulus edwardii (Cape elephant shrew)
Lineage: Eukaryota; Metazoa; Chordata; Mammalia; Macroscelidea; Macroscelididae
Product: zinc finger protein 93-like
Exons: 6
Coding region: 1-2058 (685 amino acids)
Biological process (GO): negative regulation of transcription by RNA polymerase II
Molecular function (GO): DNA-binding transcription repressor activity, RNA polymerase II-specific
Source: RefSeq, a predicted model, not a curated record